AUGGGUGUUGUUGGCUCAUUACCUGCUCCUUCUUCACCAUCUACAUCAAAUAAUACAACUGAAAUGUCACAUGAAGAAUCUGUAGAUGAAUGUAGUUACUCUGUUAUGACCGUUCAUGAACAAGAUGGACAUAAAAACUUGCCACCAAAAGUACAUGUUAGUGAUGAUGAUAAUGAUGAUGAUGAUGAUAAUAAAUCUGACUGUGAUAACUGUUUUAUAGCGAAACCUGCUGUAGUUCUAAAAUAUGGUCCUAUAAAAGUAACUGUUCGUCCAUCUGCCGCACCAACAUUAGCAACUGGACGUCGUUCAAAAUUUGUUAAACUUGAAGGUGAUGCAGCUAUAAAACGUGAAUUAAGACGUAAAAGAAAUCGUGAAGCAGCAAAAAAAUUAAAAGCAAAACGAGAAUUUAUCGAGCGACAAUUAGAAAAAGAAAUUAGUGAAUUAGAAUGCAAAGAACAAGAUUUAUUAUUGACAGUUAAAAAUCUUGAAUUAUAUAAAGAACAACUUGAAGCACAAUAUCGACAAAUUAUUUCCCUUCAAGCACAACUUAGUCAAAGAGCCAUGUCAGCAUUAAAACACGUUGAACGUAAUCGACAACUAUAUCAAAGUAUGCCUAUUCAUCAUAAUGAUGCACAUUUAAAACAAGAACCACGUCCUUCGUCACCACAAUGGCAAUUACUUUUUAGUAUAUAA
This is a messenger RNA of Rotaria sp. Silwood2, 693 nucleotides long. NCBI's taxonomy places the organism in Eukaryota, Metazoa, Rotifera, Eurotatoria, Philodinida, Philodinidae. The record is from the annotation of a GenBank genome assembly.